This is a messenger RNA of Diplodia corticola, 1605 nucleotides long. RefSeq names its product 3-beta hydroxysteroid dehydrogenase isomerase. Gene Ontology annotation, cellular component: endoplasmic reticulum. The record is from RefSeq and is a predicted model, not a curated record. Lineage: Eukaryota; Fungi; Ascomycota; Dothideomycetes; Botryosphaeriales; Botryosphaeriaceae. Gene Ontology annotation, molecular function: 3-beta-hydroxy-Delta5-steroid dehydrogenase (NAD+) activity; 3-beta-hydroxysteroid dehydrogenase [NAD(P)+]/C4-decarboxylase activity. Gene Ontology annotation, biological process: ergosterol biosynthetic process. The transcript has 2 exons. The coding region runs from base 1 to 1605 and encodes 534 amino acids.
AUGUAUCCUGCCGACCUUGUCGUCCGCUUCUUCUCGCCCUCGACCUACGCCAUCUGCAUCUCAGCCGUGCUGCUUUUCCUGUACUUGCGCCAUGUAGACCGCGCCCUUUCCGGCACCCCCGACGAGGCCGAUCGUGCUGGCUCUCGGCCCUGGACAGUGGAAGAGCUGAAGGAAACGUACCAGAGAAUGAAGCAGUCGCCCGUUGACAUACGCCAACACCUCCCUCCCAAGCAGUCCCGCCGCUACAUCGUGACUGGAGGAGCGGGCCUGGUCGGCGGUUCAAUCGUGCAACACCUUCUAGCUCGUGGUGAAGACCCCGAUGCCAUCCGGAUCGUUGACGUCCGACGUCCAACCCCAGACGUCGCGGGAGAUGUGCGUCGAUCUGCAGAGCUUAGCAAAGUGAGCUUCGCCUCUGCAGACAUCACGAACAUCGACUCUACCAAUCACGCCUUCUCCCUUCCCUGGCCGUCUUCGGUCGCCGACCGCCCGCUCACCGUCUUCCAUACCGCCGCCACCAUUCGCUUUGCCGAACGCGCAAGGGACCUGCUUCCUCUGUCAGAAGCCGUCAACGUCGUCGGCACCGAGAACGUCCUCGCCGCCGCCAAAGCCGCCAACUCCUCCGUCUUGAUCGCCACCUCCUCAGGCUCCAUCGCCAUCCGGCGCGUCAACUUCUGGCUAGUCCCCUGGCAACGAUGGCCGCGAGGCUUCUUCCAAUCCCUCAGCGACGCCGACUACGACCUGACCCGUCCGCACGAGACCUACUUCGGCAACUACCCAGCCUCCAAAGCCACUGCCGAGCGCCUCGUGCGCGGUGCCGACGACGCCGCCGCCGGCUUCCGCACAGGCGUCAUCAGGCCCGCGUCGGGCGUGUACGGCAGCACGACGGACAACACCAUCGGCAACUACCUGCGGCGCGGCGGCAACGCCGACUGGAUCCGCCACAUCGUCAACCCCUUCGUCUACACGGAAAACGUCUCGCUGGCCCACCUGCUCCUCGAGCGCCACCUCAUCUCGCCCGCCCGCCGCCGCACCCCCACCCCCACCCCCGCUCCAUCCACCAUCACCGGCCAGCCCAUCCAGCAGCAGCAGCAGCAGCAACCCGCCGCCGCCGCCGCCGUCGUCGACCUCGGCGGCCGCGCCUUCACCGUCACCGACCCCAACCCGCCCAUCCGCUACGCCGACAUGGCCACCCUCCUGCACGCCCUCUCCGCCACCCCCGUCCGCUUCGUCGCCGUGCCCCCCGCGCCGAUGCUCGUCGUCGCCCACGCCGUCGAGUUCUACUCGCUCCUGCGCCAUCGCUACCGUCUCGCCGCAAUCUUGCCGCCGCUCGCGGGCGACCUGGCGCUGCUGCAGCCGGCCCUCUUCGCCAUCUGCUGCGUGCACCUGGCGUACGACGACGGCGAGGCGCGGAAGAGCCCUGAGGACGGCGGGCUGGGGUAUCGCGCGCCGUGGACGUCGAUGGAGGCGAUGUGUGCGCAGGUGCUUGCUUGGAAUGAGGACCAGGGGGAGAAGGGCGGCGGCGGCGGCGGCGGUGUCGUUGGGGAGGUGAGGGAUGUGAUUCGUGUGGUUGAGAGGCUGUCGGUUGCGCCUGGUGGGUCGUCGUGA